CUGACCAUAAUCAGUUGACGGUGAGACCUGGUACCGUUCGGAAGUGUUAAUUGGCGAGUAGCUUUAUCACGGGGUGUGUUUGCUUGAAUUGGACGUGAUCGAUGUGUUAGAAUGCCCGAUGCCCAGUGUUACCGGCAGUGUGUGGCGAAGAUUUCACUGACCAGUUGAACCUGUUCAAUCAACCCUUCCGAAUCGCCGUUCGCUCCCGAUCGCUCCGACAUCGUACGAGCGUGGAAUUCGAUCAGAUGACAGCAUUCGGUGGUACCGCCAACUAUAGGCCACUACAUCCGAACGAUGCUGAGAUGAUUGCCCGCCGGUCGACGGUACUGCGGACGGUGCUGCUGCUAGUGAUCGUGUUCUUUGUGCUGUUCUGUCUGUUCGGGUACUACUACCAACCGGCCGAGGAGGGAAACAGUGCACGGAACCAGUACUUGGCGGAUGGUGCAUCGCACGAAGCACUGCUGCGCCGGCUAAAGACGAUACUCAACUGCAACACCGCGUCCAAUGGCUACCAGCUGGAAAUGCAUGGCGAUCACUAUCUGUUGCGUAAUUUCUAUGCUCCGGAGCGGACAUUUAACUGCUACGAAACCAUAACCUACACAACACACGCCGACUACACCUUCCUGGACAAUGUGGUCCCGCUGUUGGAGCGAUGGUUAGCACCGAUCAGUAUUGCACUCUAUGCUCCCGGUGACGACUUUGGACGUUCGGUGGCACUCAUCCAAUAUCUGUUGGAUUGCCACCAAAAACGCGCCCUGGUACGAGAGUACGUUAGCUUUCAUCUGUACUUUGAAUUUGAGCAUCUGCCGCAGCAUCCACUUGCCUAUUAUCGGGAGAAGAUUACCGUACCACAAGACUGCUCGAAUGCGACGAUCGCCUGGAAUACAUUGCUGAGUCAAGAUGAUGAUCUGACACCAACCUUCCGAGCGUUAAACAAUCUAACCUACCCGGUGAACGUGGGACGUAACGUAGCGCGAAGUUCUGCCGUGACACACUUCGUGCUCGCGAGUGACAUCGAACUAUACCCAAGUCCAAACUUUAUCCCGAUGUUCCUGCGCAUGAUUGCGCACCCGUUCUACCAGUACACACUGCACAGCCCAAGCGUGUACGUACUGCCAGUGUUUGAGGUAGCGGAGGAUGUCCCAGUUCCGGGGGAUAAAUCCCAACUGCUGGAGCUCCUCGAGCGUGGAGAUGCGAUAAAGUUCCACUUGAAUAUCUGCUCCAACUGUCAUACGGUGCCAGGGUAUGCGGAGUGGUUGACCGCGAUCAAGUACGAUCUUACGAUGGAUAUUCACGUGACGUCGAAGCGGGAAGGAGCGUACGCAUCGUGGGAACCGAUCUACGUCGGCACGAAACAUGAACCGGAGUACGAUGAGCGGUUAAGCUGGGAAGGCAAGGCGGACAAAAUGACGCAGGGAUACAUCAUGUGCAUCAUGGGGUACGACUUCCACGUCCUGGACAAUGGAUUCUUGGUGCACCGACCCGGUAUAAAGACGAUGGCACAAGCAAACAGACCGCCACAGCAAGCGAAACAGCGAUCGUUUAUGCGUAAAACUAUUGCGCACGAAAUUGCUGCCCUGUACGGGCAGCGGGAAGGUUGCAAGAUUUAAGGUCCCCCCCCCCCCCCUCCGGGGAAUCCUUUGUCUUUCUCUAGUCAUAUCCAAUCGAAACAACCGUUCGCUGGGUGAUCAGUUUAUUCACAAACACAGAUAUACACACACACACACACCAAAGUGGAAGCCAUCGUGGAGUGCGACUACACAUUCUUUAACAUAGCACACGUACAAGUAUCGAGUAUUAGUUAGUAGUUUAAGCUAUGACCACCAACCGGGUCUGGGUUUAGGCACAUCCGGUUACGUUGGCGAUGCCAUCGCAGGCGUUAAUCAGCUCGUUGAACGCUUGCUCCGGACCGCAGAAGUUAACUCGUGGCCUAUCGCCGACGCACAGGAAGUACUUCUGGCAGUUGUCCGGCGCACGGAAGAAUCGUACCGGCUGGACCAGCCCCUGGGCCUGUGGCGGACACUUGAAUCCGAGGUACGCCUCAGCAUCACAGUCCUCUACUAGAUCCGGCCAAUCGCACUGGUAAGUGGCCGAGUUGAACGCCAACCCGGUGGGACAGUCUAGCACGUACCCGGUACCGCCGGCACAGUUCUUAAACUGACCACAGUUGGCCCUAUCGCCGACCUUGUAGUAACCGAACUGAUGCGGACAGUCUUCCGUCGGGAUGGGAGGCUGCGUCCGUCCGCGACUGCCACAAUCUACAUCGAUCGGGUACUGGCACGGGUAGGUGAACAGCGACACCUUGUCGUUGAAGAGUAAUCCGUCCGGACAGAGCUGUCGUCGUGGUUCACCGUCCUGGGUGAGAAAAAAGAUCGGAGUCGUGUUGAGUACGGUGCAGUUUUAGCGAUGGCGGACGUACGCGCUUACCACACACUCGAUGUAGGCAUCGCACUGAUCGGACACGGGAUAGCGGCCAUUUUUCUCGGGACAUGAUUGACUUUGUGCUGUGAGAAAGGUUAGAAGAGUUGUACAAAUAAGACAUUUCGAAAGUUAUUGAUAAAUGAAUCGAGUGGA
Anopheles stephensi (Asian malaria mosquito) is the source of this 2574-nucleotide messenger RNA. RefSeq names its product beta-1,4-glucuronyltransferase 1-like. The record is from RefSeq and is a predicted model, not a curated record. The transcript has 3 exons. The coding region runs from base 246 to 1610 and encodes 454 amino acids. NCBI's taxonomy places the organism in Eukaryota, Metazoa, Arthropoda, Insecta, Diptera, Culicidae.